UCUGUCACUCAGGGCCUGAGAGGGUGGGGUUUUACCCGUUAUUCAAUCAGCGACGCUGGGCUGGGAACCGUCCAAUCGCGCACGCAGCUGGAGCGGACCGGAAGGUUUCCGGAAUGUGGCGCGGCCUUUGUUUCCCGCUGCAGGAGCUCCAGGUCUCAUCUUCACUUUUCUGUGUCUUCUGCUCCUAGAGUCCCAGCCUCUGUGGCUCUGCGACCUGCAGCUAUUGGGAGUUCCACAGCUAUGACGCCGGGACCCCCUGGAGCCAUAGAAAUGGCAUGGACGGGAACAAGGAAAACAUGGAACCCAAAGGGAACUGCAGCGAGAGCACAGAUUUUAGGAUACUGAGAGCAAAUGGGGUGGAGGGUGCUGUCCUGAGCGACAGAAGGAAUGGUCUGGUGGUUAAGAUAAAACACAAGUCAAACUUAUUAAAGUUGUCCACAGUCAGCAAUGGUGAUCUUCUUGCUGGUCUUGCCCUUCCUGGACCCAAAGCGCUCCAUGGCCUCCACAAUAUUCAUGCCUCCUUUCACCUUGCCAAGGACCACAUGCUUGCCAUCCAACCACUCAGUCUUGACAGUGCAGAUGAAAAACUGGGAACCGUUUGUGUUGGAUCCAGCAUUUGCCAUGGACAAGAUGCCAGGACGUGUAUGCUUUAGGAUGAAGUUUUCAUCAUCAAAUUUCUCUCCAUAGAUGGACUUGCCUCACCAAUGCCAUUAUGGCGUGUAAAGUCACCACCCUGACACAUAAACCCUGGAAUAAUUCUGUGAAAGCAGGAACCCUUAUAACCAAAUCCUUUCUCUCCAGUGCUCAGAGCAUGAAAAUUUUCUGCUCUGGAAACUUGUCUGCAAACAGCUCGAAGGAUACGCGGCCCAAGGGCUCGCCGUUGACGGCAAUGUUGAAGAACACGGUUGGGGUUGACCAUGGCUGAUACUACAAGGCUCCAGGCGGCGGCGGCGUCUGCAAAAAAGCCCAGCUGAUGCUUUUAAUGGAAAAAAGAAAAUGUGCAGAGUUCUUAUCGAAAAGAGCUUCCAAUUCAAGCCCCACAAGAGGAUUCUUGGAUUUCGCUCAAGAAAAAAUUCAGGAUGAGUCCAUACAGUACAGUUAAAAAAAAAAAAGUACUAUUUAAGAAAGGAAAGAAAGAAAAGAAUGGCUUACUCCAUAGGCAGAGCAGCCCCGAGGGAUGCUGGUUGCACAUUUUUCUCUCUAUGUCUUGAUUAUAUGUUAAACAGGGGGUGGAUUAUUUAUGCCUCCCAAUUUUAGACCACAUAGGGAGACACUGACAUUUAGGGAUGUGGCCAUAGAAUUCUCUCUGGAGGAGUGGCAAUGCCUGAACCCUGCUCAGCAGGAUUUAUAUAGAAAUGUGAUGUUAGAGACCUACAGAAACCUGGUCUUCUUGGCUAUGUGUUCUUAUUUUCCAAAAUACUUUUGGCCAGAGCAACACAUAAAAGGUUCUUUUCAACAAGUGAUACUGGGAAGAUACGGAAAAUGUGGACCUAAGAAUUUACAGUUAAGAAAAGGCUGUGAAAGUGUGGUGGAUGAAUGUAAGGUGCACAAAGAAGGUUAUAAUGAAUUCAACCAGUGUUUCACAACUACCCAGAGCAAAGUAUUUCAGUGUGAUCAAUAUGUGAAAAUCUUUCAUAAAUUUUUAAAUUCAAAUAGACAUAAUAUAAGACAGACUAGAAAGAAGCCUUUCAAAUGUGAAAAAUGUGACAAAUCAUUUUGCAUGCUUUUACACCUAAGUCAACAUCAAAGAGUUCAUACUGGGGAGAAUUUGUACCAAUGUGAAGAACGUGGCAAAGCCUCCAAGUGGUUCUCAACCUUUACUAGAGACAAGAGAAUUCAUAUUGAAGAGAAACCCUUCAAAUGCAAAGAAUGUGGCAAAGCUUUUAAAUUUUCCACAACCCUUAUUACACAUAAAAGAAUUCAUACUGGAGAGAAACCGUACACAUCUGAAGAAUGUGGCAAAGCAUUUAACCAGUCCCCACUACUUACUGCACAUAGGAUAAUUCAUACUGGAGAGAAACCCUACAAAUGUGAAGAAUGUGGCAAGGGCUUUAACUGGCCCUCAACCCUUACUAAUCAUAAAAGAAUUCAUACUGGAGAGAAACCCUACAAAUGUGAACAAUGUGGCAAGGGCUUUAACUGGUCCUCAGCCCUUACUAAUCAUGAAAGAAUUCAUACUGGAGAGAAACCCUACCAAUGUGAAGACUGUGGCAAAACUUUUAAUCAGUCCUCAAUCCUUACUACACAUAAGAAAAUUCACACUCCAAGGAAACCCUACAAAUGUGAAGACUGUGGCAAAGCUUUUAAUCGGUCCUCAUACCUUUCUAUACAUAAAAGAAUUCAUACUGGAGAGAAACCUUACAAAUGUGAAGAAUGUGGCAAAGCUUUUAUGCAGUCCUCAAACCUUACUACACAUAAAAGAAUUCAUACUGGUGAGAAACCCUACAAUUGUGAAGAAUGUGGCAAAGCUUUUAAUGUGUCCUCAACCCUUACUAAACAUAAGAUAAUUCAUACUGGAGAGAAACCUUACAAAUGUGAAGAAUGUGGCAAAGCCUUUAACCAAUCCUCAACUCUUACUAAACAUAGGAGAAUUCAUACUGGAAAGAAACCUUACAACUAUGAAGAAUGUGGCACUGCUUUUAAUCCUUGAACCUUAUUAAACAAAUAAUUCAAACUGUAGAGAAACUGCAAAUGUGAAGAAUGUGGCAAAGCUUUUAACCAUUUCUCAGAUCUUACUAAGUAUUAAAUUGAUACUGUACAGAAAUCCUACAAGUGUGAAAAACAUGGCAAAGCCUUUAAUAAGCCCUGAAUUCUUAAAAGACAUAAAAUAAUUUAUACUGGAAAGAAACUCUACAAACCAGAAAUACUUGACAAUGCUUUUGACAACACCUCAAACUUUUCUUUUUUUUUUUUUUUUUUUUGAGAUGGAGUUUCGCUCUUGUUACCCAGGCUGGAGUGCAAUGACACGAUCUCGGCUCACCGCAACCUCCGCCUCCUGGGUUCAAGCAGUUCUCCUGCCUUAGCCUCCUGAGUAGCUGGGAUUACAGGCACACGCCACCAUGCCCAGCUAAUUUUUGUAUUUUUAGUAGAGACGGGGUUUCACCAUGUUGACCAGGAUGGUCUAGAUCUCUUGACCUCAUGAUCCACCCACCUCGGCCUCCCAAAGUGCUGGGAUUACAGGCUUGAGCCACCGUGCUCGGCCCCUCCUCAAACUUUUCUAACCAUAAAAGAAAUUAUCGUGGUGAGAAAUCCUAGAAAUCUGAAGAAAGAGACAAGGCCUUUAAAUGCUUGUCACACUUAAUUUAGGUAAGAUAAUUUAUACUAGCCGAGCGCGGUGGCUCACGCCUAUAAUCCGAGCACUUUGGGAGGCGGAGGCGGGUGGGUCACUAGGUCAAGAGAUCGAGACCAUCCUGGUCAACAUGGUGAAACCCCGUCUCCACUAAAAAUACAAAAAUUAGCUGGGCAUGGUGGUGCACACCUGUAGUCCCAGCUACUCAGGAAGCUGAGGCAGGAGAAUUGCGUCAACCCAGGAGGCGGAGGUUGCGGUGAGCCGAGAUCACGGCAUUGCAUUCCAGUCUGGAUGACAACAGCGAACUCCGUCUCAAAAAAACAACACAAACAAAAAAAAAACAAGGAUAAUUUAUACUAUAAAAAAGGCCUACACGUUUGAACAAUGUGGCAAAACUUGUAACCAAUGCUCACACCUUAUUGUACAAGAAAGCGUUUAUACUUGAGAUAAAUUAUAUAAAGACUGAAAAAUCCAUUUUCAUAUCUUACUCAUGUCUUAUUUCCUCACAUCUUAACGCCAGAGAAUUCGUACUUAAUAAAAGGAUUAUAAGUGCAAUUUCUGUCAAGAUUUUUCAGAAAAUACAAGCUUUCAUAGUGAAGAGUAUUUAUUUUGAAGAUGAACAUUACAAAUAUAAAGAGAGUUAUACCUCUUUACUGGUAUCAUAGAUUUUAUUAUAGACAUUUUGUUCUAGAGAAAAACUCUGAGAUAGUUGCUCAAACUUUGUUCUGCAUCAGGGGAUUUAUAUUGAAGAAAAGAUGUGCAGAUGUAAUAGAUUUGGAAAAACACUUUUUCAAAACCUACAUCUUAGAAAAUAACAGUUUAUACUAGAAGAUAUUUAUGCAGUUGCAGUAUAAGUUAAAUUAAUACAUAAUUAAGUCUAUGCAAAUAUCAGAGUAUUUAUGGUAGAAAUAUAUAAGGUACUGACACAUCAGACAUCCUAAAUCAGAGUAUAGAAAAUCUAAAACUAAAGUUGGUAGAAAAAUUUUUUGUAUAAAACUUUAAGAGAAUCAGAACGUUUUUUGGCAGUUAUUACAUUCAAAGUAUAUUUCUUAAAAAAAUUACAGAUUUUUUGAGAAGUGAAUAAUAAUGUCAUUCAAUCCUGAAAUUAUUCUGUUUAUUCAUUUCUGUUGGACUCACACAUGAAAGCAUGGAUCAAUUGUUGCUGCAUCAAAGAUAGGAGACAUUCUUUUUUGUUUUUGUUUGUUUUUUUCUUAUGAGGGAGUUUUGCUCAUUCUCCCAGGCUGGAGUGCAGUGACGCAAUCUUGGUUCACUGCAUCCUCUGCCUCUGUGUUCAAGCAAUUGUCUUGCCUCAGACUCUGAGUUGCUGGGAUCACAGAUGUACACCAUGGCACCCAGCUAUGUUUUGUAUUUUAAGUAGAGAUGGGGUUUCACUAUGUUGGACAGACUGAUCUUGAACUCCUGACCUCGUGAUCCAUCCACCUCAGCUUCCCAAAGUGCUGGAAUUACAGGUGUGAGCCACUGCAUCUGGCUUUUUUUUUUAAGACAGAGUUGCUGGAGUGCAGUGGCACGACUCAGCUCACUGCAACCUCCACCUCCUGGAUUCAGGCAAUUUUCCUGUCUCAGUCUCCCAAUUAACUGGGAUUACAGGCACCUGCCACCACACCCAACUAAUUUUUGUAUUUUUAAGAGAUGUGGUUUUAUCAUGUUGGACAAGCUGGUCUCAAACUCCUGACCUUGUAAUCCACCCACCUGGGCCUCUAGACAAAUUCUUUUUUAUUAGGUGGGCAUUAUUUAUGAUCUUUUCUAUAUGAAAGUAAAGACAUUAAAAUGUAAAAUGCAGGAUGAAAAUCUGAGUGGAGAGGCUCUUAAAAGUUAACAUAAUAUUGAGUAAUGCAUGACGGAGAUGUUCAGAGUAAUAUUGUGCAUUGUCAUAUGAAGACAACAUGUUUAAAAUUAAAUUAGUAUAUUAACUACUUUUAUAUAAUGAAAUGCAGUACAUUAAAAAAUUUUAAAUAAAGUUAAUGCUUUAAUUCAAAAUUUUUACAUGUUAAACACUAUUGUGCAUUCAAUGAAGCGUUAUUAUGCCACAAACUUUAACCUCUUCCACCUUAUCCAAGGGCAUUUCUAAAAGAUCGUAACAAUAUACAUAACGGAUUACCGUCCCUAGUAAUUUUUUUUGCCAGUGGCUUUCAACUGCAAAUAAGUUAAAGAAUAUUAUUUCUGUAGGUUAAAUUUUUUUUUUUUUAAGAUGGGAUUGCUGGGUGCAGUGGCUCACGCCUGUAGUUUCAGCACUUUUGGAGGCUGAUGCGCGUGGAUCACGAGGUCAAGAGAUCGAGACCAUCCUGAUCAACAUGGUGAAACCCCGUCUGUACUAAAAAUACAAAAAAUUAGCUGGGCUGGUGGCGCAGCCUGUAGUCCCAGCUACUCAGGAGGCUGAGGCAGGAGAAUUGCCUGAACCCAGGAGGCGGAGGUUGCGGUGAGCCAAGAUUGCGCCAUUGCACUUCAGCCUGGGUAAUGAGCGAAACUCCGUUUCAAAAAAAAAAAAAAAAAGACGGGGUUUCACCAUGUUGGUCAAGCUGGUCUUGAACUCCCGACCUCAGGUGAUUUGCCUGACUUGGCCUCCAAAGUGCUUGGAUUACAGGCAUGAGCUACCACUCUUGGCCAGGUUAAAUUUUUCUUCUGUUUUUAAUCAUUUAAAUUUACUUUCAAAAAUCCAAAUACAUUAUUAUGAAUUGUAGUCACCAUGGUGUAUAAUAAAUCUCUUGAAAUUAUUUGUCCUAUUCGACUGUAAUUAUGUAUUAUUUGACAGACAUUCUUUCAACCCUCCAUUCUAAAUACCUUGACACGUGGUCCCAGCUACUUGGGGGAGGCUGAGGCAGGAGAAUUGCUUGAACCCAGGAGGUGGAGGUUGCAGUCAGCCAAGAUCACACGACUGCACUCCAGCCUGGUGCCUGGUCAUGGAGAGAGACUCUGUCUCAAACAAACAAACAAACCAAAAUAAUAAAUAGUAUUCCAUUGUGUA
Messenger RNA from Callithrix jacchus (white-tufted-ear marmoset), 6272 nucleotides. RefSeq lists its product as uncharacterized. The record is from RefSeq and is a predicted model, not a curated record. Gene Ontology annotation, biological process: regulation of transcription by RNA polymerase II. NCBI's taxonomy places the organism in Eukaryota, Metazoa, Chordata, Mammalia, Primates, Cebidae. Gene Ontology annotation, molecular function: RNA polymerase II cis-regulatory region sequence-specific DNA binding; DNA-binding transcription factor activity, RNA polymerase II-specific.